GACGUCACUACGUUAUUGUCACCUCUAUGCUAGGACGCAUCACAUUCCCCUGGUUAGGGGAUUUGUGAUUCCGCCAAAAUAGUUCCGCGUAGGAAUGAAUUUUUUUUUUUAAUGAGAAAAACGGUGUUGAAUAUGUGUUUAAAAUGGAAUGUUAUUUAAAGAAAUUUUAUUAAAUUAUGUUUAAGGGUGAUUUCAAAUGUCUAUAAAGAAGAAUUGCAAUUAUUAGAAACAUGUUUAUCUGUCUUACUUUCGCUUUCACAAUUCAAUCGUAAACAUGGCAAGUCCAAGAGAUAUCAUACUUGAGGUUGCUAAAAAGGGAGGAUUUCCCAUGCCACUCAAGGAACUGCAAAUCGAAGCGUUACUUUGUGUCAUUGAAAAACGUGACAUUAUGGCUAUACUCCCAACAGGUUAUGGUAAAAGCCUGAUUUACCAGCUGGCACCACUUAUCCUUAAAGAUUAUUAUAAUCUACAGAAGUCUGUUUGCAUCGUGUUGACACCUUUGAACAGUAUUAUGCAAGAUCAGAUCAUUGCACUGCAAAAGAUUGGAGUACAAGCCUGUUGUGUGGACUAUAACUGUCAGGGUGGUCAAGCAUUGUUUGAUGAUGAUGGUGAUGAAGGGGGUGCUAAAUCAGAUGGAGAUGUAAUAUUAACGGUCCCUAUGUCCGAUAUUGCUGAUGGAAAGUUCACAUUGGUGUAUUCUCACCCUGAGGCGCUUUUAAGCACUGAUACGGGGAAAUCCUUGAUACAAAAUUUGGAGAAUAAAAAAAUAAUUUCGUGCAUAGCUGUAGACGAGGCACACAUGAUUCUGGAAUGGGGACAGCAGUUUCGACAAGACUUCAGCAGAAUAGGUUCUGAUCUCUUGGCAAGGUUUACUAACAUUCCUGUUCUCGUGUUCACUGCUACAGCUUCACCAGAUGCUCAAAAGAAGACAUGCGCAAGUCUUCAACUUAAAACUCCAAAGAUAAUAGCAAUGAAUCCUGAUAGACCAAACAUUAAAUAUAUUAAAACUGAACGACCGUCUUCUUCAAACACACAAGACCAUCUGGAUGAGAUCCUUACUCCUAUGGCUGAACAGCUUAUCAAAGAAAAACAUCAAUAUCAACUUACUAUCAUGUACACGGACACAUAUGUAAUAAGCUAUGUCUAUGCUUUCUUUGAGAAAAAAAUGGGUGACCUUCAGUAUGUGGGAGAUGCCGUGCCGGAGAACAGACUUUUUGCUCAGUACCACCAAACAUAUACAGAAAAAAUGAAACGACACAUAGUCAAAGAGCUAUGCAAAGAAAAUUCGAAGAUCAGACUCAUAUUUGCAACUGUAGCCCUUGGAAUGGGACUAAAUGCACCAAAUAUCAGAACUGUUAUUCAUUACAAGCCACCAACUUCCAUCGAAAAGUACUUCCAGGAAACUGGCCGGGCCGGAAGGGAUGGAUUACCAAGUACGGCAGUUAUGUAUUAUAACAAUACUGACAUACGAAGAAAUCGACCAGGAAUAGAGCGGCAAAUGAUACAAUAUUGCAAGAACAGUUCAAAAUGCAUGAGACUAUUAAUGCUGGAAUGUUUUGGAUAUUCAAAAAGUGAAAAUAUUGAUAACAACUUGUGUUGUAGCAUUUGUGAUAAGAAUCUUCAAACAACAGUUGACUAAUACAAAACAAGAAUUAGCCUAUAUGAAAACUGUCACUAUAGAGAUACCAUUCACAUACCUCUAACAAGUCUUGCUGAACAUGAAAUAGUUCUUCGAUGACUGGAGACAACUGGUCAAACCUCUCUGUUCGACUGUGAGUACCAGAUCUCAGAACGCGUGCCGAAUCAAAUGUUACCCGUGUCAGCUGAUCACCACCCAGGGGAAUACUGGCCAUGUUGUUAAACUCAUCACCUGAAAAUAACCAAAACAAAUAAUUAAUUGUUGCAUUUUAUUUGUUUCAUAAAAAUACUAAUUUGUUUCAAUGCACAUUCUUGUAGUAUUUUUAGUUGUUUAUGUUUUCUUUACCGAUAUACAAUAUAUUUGGUAUGCCUGAUGUUUAGGACACUGUGAUUAAAGAAUUUAAGUGUUAUGUGCGUAUUUUUCCGAAUAAUAGAGACACUUAUAAAUGGAGAAGACAAUUAACUUUUUUCCUUGUUUUCGCUCUGUUAUUGUAUUCAUAAAUGAAAACUUUGAGCUUUAUGUAUAUAAAACAAAAAUGCUUAA
Molecule: messenger RNA, 2182 nt
Organism: Dreissena polymorpha
Lineage: Eukaryota; Metazoa; Mollusca; Bivalvia; Myida; Dreissenidae
Product: putative ATP-dependent DNA helicase Q1
Exons: 2
Coding region: 275-1639 (454 amino acids)
Biological process (GO): double-strand break repair via homologous recombination
Cellular component (GO): cytoplasm; chromosome; nucleus
Molecular function (GO): four-way junction helicase activity; ATP binding; 3'-5' DNA helicase activity
Source: RefSeq, a predicted model, not a curated record